AUGGUGGAGCUCGCCAAGCUACUCGUCCACCGCCACUCCACCCUCGUCAUCUCCCUCGUCAUCAUCACCUCCCCCUCCACCGCCACCGCCGCCGUCACCCGCUACGCCGACUCACUCGCCUCCGCAGCCACCCCGCGCGUCAGCCUCCUCCGCCUCUCCGGCGAGGACGACCCUUCACUCCCAGCCGGCAAUGCUGCUGUCUCCAUGAUCGAAUCCCAAAGGACACGUGUCAGAGAAGCCCUGCUGGAGUUCACCCCGGCAGCUCGGCUCGCCGGGUUCGUCCUCGACAUGUUCUGCACCUCGAUGCUGGACGUGGCGGAACAGUUGGGUGCUCCCUCGUACCUUUUCUUCCCCUCCGGCGCCGCUUUUCUCGGCUUCACGUUCCAUAUCCAGACGUUGCACGACGAGGAAGGAUUCGACGCCGCCGCCGCGGAGUCCACCGAGGCUGAGUUGGUUUUCCCGGGUUUGGUCCGCCCGCUCCCGGGGAAGGUCUUGCCUUCAGGUCUUCUGCACGAGGAAUGGGCGGCUGCAUCAUAUAGAAUGGCAAGAGAUUUCAGGAAAAGCAAGGGCAUUUUGGUCAAUACGGUGAAGGAGUUGGAGUCAUAUGCGGUCGACUCCCUCUCCCGGACCGAGAACCCGAAGGUGUAUCCGGUGGGACCCGUUUUGAAUCUGAAGUCCGGCGACACGUCGUUCGAGUCGAGCGGAUUUGACGAUGGCGAGGUGUUUCGAUGGCUGGACCUCCAGCCGGAGUCGUCGGUAGUGUUCCUCUGCUUCGGGAGCAUGGGAGGGUUCUGUGCGGAACAAGUGAAAGAGAUCGCUCGCGCUCUGGAGGGCAGUGGCCAGAGGUUUUUAUGGUCCUUGCGUCGACUCGAAGGGGGACCGGCGCUUCUCCCAAAAACAACCGAUUACGGAGAUGUCAGGGAGGUUCUGCCAGAAGGGUUUGUUGAUCGUAUGAUGGAGGUUGGCAGGGUGAUAGGGUGGGCUCCACAGGCGGCCGUGCUGGCUCACGGGUCCGUUGGAGGGUUCGUGUCACACUGCGGGUGGAAUUCGACGCUGGAGAGCAUGUGGUUCGGGGUGCCCAUGGCUACCUGGCCAAUGUACGCGGAGCAGCAAUUCAAUGCUUUCUUGCUGGUGAAGGAGCUGGAAAUCGCCGCAGAGAUCAAGAUGGAUUAUCGAACUGAAAGCGGAGAGAUCGUGAGAGCCGAAGAAAUCGAGAGAGGAAUCAGAAGCUUGAUGGAGCAAAACAACCCAAGGAAGGAGAGGAUGAAAGAAUUUCGCAACAAAGUCGGGGCUGCGUUGAUGGAUGGCGGAUCUUCAUCAUCUUCAAUCGCUGAGUUUGUUGAAGAUAUCAAGAUCAAUUAUAGGAGUGAAAGCAAAGAGAAUGAGACGGCUGAAGAAAUCAAGAGAGGAACCAAGAGCUUGAUGGAGCCAAAGACAGAGAGCUUGAGCAAGGACAAGAUGAAGGAAUUUCGUUACAAGGUCAAUGAUAUGCAUUGA
This is a messenger RNA of Linum tenue, 1497 nucleotides long. The record is from the annotation of a GenBank genome assembly. Lineage: Eukaryota; Viridiplantae; Streptophyta; Magnoliopsida; Malpighiales; Linaceae.